AGGCCCAUUAAGCCUAAUGUUAUAAAUGUAGACCAAAGUUGGUGAAGUAGUUGAUCGAGAAACAAACAUGACUCAAAUCGGUCGUUCCCUCGUUCUCGAGUUUAUUCACAGAUCGAUGCGAUGUUUCUCCUGCUGUUUCAGAAUCAGAGAUGAUCAUCGUUAUCGGAUCAAUAGCGAUUCUCAUCCGAUCACUGCGAUCGCAAAGGAACCUGUUGAUCCUCUGGCUAGCGGUUGCGUGUGGUCUGUAGUAGCUUCUGCAGAGGAAGAUAGGGAUAUCUCACAACACGAGGAUGGGAGAUAUUGUGUUGCAGGAUCUCCAGUUUUGGAUGAUGAGCUUAGGGCUGAGAUGGAUUUUAAAUCUACACUUCAGGAUCAGAACAACUUAAUUAUACCUUUACAGGCAAAAUUUCUCAAAGCUAGCGGCACUUUACCACAAACUCCAGUUGAUAUUCGGAAAACUGAGAAAUUGAAAGAUUCACAACCUCAUAAUGAAGAUCCAGAACCAACAUUUCAUUCAACACAUUCAUCAACCAGUUUGAAAAACACAGGUGGCAUCUCUAGCAGCUCUUCGGAAGUCUGUGGGAUUGAACCCGAUUCAUGUUCAUUUUCAUCAAAAAGCUCGUCACAUAAAAUUACCAACGUACCCUUGAAUCCAUCCGAGUCAUUGUUCAACCACAUCAUUUCAAAACCAUCACCUAACACAACCCCUUUCAAAUUAACCGAUGAUAUGCAAACACUUGGCACUGUUUUCCCUCCCUAUGGGAAUAAUCCAAGGGUCAAAUUUCAAUAUGUGUACUCACCAAUGAACACUAAAAAAUUUUCCCAGUUGGAUGAACCAGUCCAAGAAAGCCCCCAAUCACAAGUGAAAUUACAAGCAAGUACAAAGUCAAACUAUGAGGGCUGCGUUGACCAAAGUUUGGUUCCAGCUUCCUAUGGUCAAACUCCUGGGGACAGGCCUAUACUGGGGGUGGUUACUGCUUACUGGAAUGCUGAUGAAACUCCCUUUACACCUAAAUGGGGGGAUGGUAAUGGGAUCCCUAAUACAACUAAUAAGUAUAGAGAGGAUCAGAAAGUUAGCUGGCAUGCGACACCUUUUGAGGAAAGAUUAGAAAAGGCGUUGAUGGAGGAUAAGUUCAUUCAUAAGAGUUUUCACAUUCUUUGUUGACAGGAAGCGACGCGGAGAGAUACCGGUUACCGAAUUUUGAUGUGUUAUAGAGGAACAUGAAGCUGCUGGAUUUGAGAUCCAACUGUGAGGUAACAAACUUUGCUGCCUACAUUGAUCUUAAAGCUCAAAGAAAUAAGAAUGUUUUGAGAAUUUUAAUGAGUCUUGAAUAGCAUGGUUACAUAUAUGUUCACGUAGUCACAUACUUUCACUGUUUCACACAUUGAAUGACCUUUUUACAACUAUUUUUGUGGGCUGAAUAUGAUCAGUUUUAAAGGAGAACAUGAAAUGGAAACUUACUUAGAUA
Messenger RNA from Helianthus annuus (common sunflower), 1469 nucleotides. RefSeq names its product protein JASON. Gene Ontology annotation, biological process: male meiosis II. The record is from RefSeq and is a predicted model, not a curated record. Lineage: Eukaryota; Viridiplantae; Streptophyta; Magnoliopsida; Asterales; Asteraceae. The coding region runs from base 68 to 1165 and encodes 365 amino acids. The transcript has 8 exons.